Molecule: messenger RNA, 18882 nt
Organism: Podarcis lilfordi (Lilford's wall lizard)
Lineage: Eukaryota; Metazoa; Chordata; Lepidosauria; Squamata; Lacertidae
Source: the annotation of a GenBank genome assembly
GUUUCCUGUUUUGUUCCCGCGGCUUCCGGUGUCGGCGGCUGCGGCGUCUGCGGGCGGGUGUCGGCAUGGAGGCCGUGGAGGAGCUCGACGUGGACGUCGAGGGGGACGCAACGGCGGGGGGCGCCGGGGAAGCGGAGCCGGGGUGAGUGCGGGGAGACGCAGGCUUCGGGCCUUCAGCCCGGGCCCCGCGCGCUUCAUGCCAGGCUCCCCACGGCAGCCCCUUCGUUGGCGGCGGCUGCCUCAGGCGGGCCAUGGCUCUGACCGGGGUCUCUGUCGCCUCAGCGCCUGGCAGGGGCCUUUCGUGGUGGGAGGGAGGUUUCUUUCCCCUCCCGCAUCUUUAUGGAAGUGCUCAGAUCUCGCUCUGGCCUCACAGCCGCGGCCCUUAAGUCAACCUAAAGGAGGAAGAGAACGUGUAUCCUACACCCGAGUGGCUUCCUCGUGUGAAUGCUACCAGAGCAAGGCAUGCCUCCCCGUUCUUCUGGGGGCAAGACAGAGAGUGGUCCGCUUGGCACCCUCACGCGAGGAAGUGUCAUACCCUCCCGACAUUUCUCCGUUUAAAACAGGGACAUCCUAUUCCAGGUCCUCCAACAUUUCUCCAGUUAAAAUAGGGACAUCCUAUUCCAGGCCCUCCCAACAUUUCUCUGGUUAAAAGAAGGAUGUCCUAAGGAAAACCUGAGACAUUCCGGGAUCAAAUCAGAAACCGGGAUGGUUUCUGUAAUUCCAGGACUGUCCCUGGAAAAUAGGGACACUUGUAGGGUUUGUGAUGUUCCCCUCAACAGUGUGCAGGUGGUCCAGGAGAAUGACAUGAAUGAGCUCCACAGGAGUAAGUUCUGACCUGACCUACCUGACAGCUGGUGGGUGGUUUUCUCUCCUGGAAAUCUUCUGGAGGAGAAAUGAAACAAGAGUUCUGACACCUUGAAGACAUUUAAUGGAUUUAUUAUAGCACAAGUUCUUAUGGACCUCAGUCUCACUUCAUUAGCUGCAUUGAGUGCCACCAGUUGCUUGCAUGCAUAAUUCGUGGGAGAGGGGCUUCUAAAGCAGCAAGAUCAGAGGAAUAUGAAAUGCAAAAAGUAGACUUCAGUUAGGGUUUCAGUGUGUGUAAGCACAGCAGUGGGUUAGCCACUGCUGACUUAGAUUUAUUCCUUCCUAAUUUUGACACACACCAAUGCAUAGUCACAGCACUGUCAAAAACGUUUAAAUCAGUAUCCUUCCUUUCAGUUUAGAUGGAUCUGUCUGUAGUGCAGGUGCCACAAUAAUAAGUAUUAACUUUCUACAUUAGUUCCUCUAAUGUAGAUCACUUUCCCUCCCAUAUAUUUGACAAAGGGAGGACUUUUUCAAAAAAAUAAACACUUCCUGAGUCUCAGGAUUUGAUUUCCUACUUGUGAGAAUUGUGAGGUAAAGCAUCAUAUGGAUACAUCAUAUAAUAGCUUAAAAAUUGUCUCUGCUUAAAUGUUUUACACCUCAAAUUUAAUAUUUCUUGUACUAGCAAAAGGGGAGUAUAGGAUUGGGUGCAAAGCUUUGAAGCAUAGCAACAUGUGACAUUUCCCAAGCAUUAAAAUGCUAGUAGAACUUCAGCUUCUGAGAGGAUCAGUUUUUAAAGUAUAUGGCUUUUUUAUUUCAUUUCAGAAGCUAUGAAAAUCCUUCAUCCAGCUUACUCCAAGAUCAUUACCUUGAUUCAACUUGGCGAACUGAUAUGGGUCUUGUAAGUGUCCUAUGAAAUGGGCUGUUAACUGAGAGAACGACCAACUUUUUGAAGACAUCUUAAGAGGUCUUUCUAUCAUAAUCACUUCAAAAAAUAAGUUGGGAUUCGAAGGGCAUAAUAAAAAUACAACUUGUUCCAUGGAAACAUGCUGAAGUCUUUGAACGAUCUGUUCCCAGCUAGCUGUGUAAAACAGCUGAUUGGAACCUGGAUUUUCUUUACACAGAUCUUCAAGUGCUUGCACAAGGGGUAUUGCUGAUCUGUACAUGACAAUGGACCUCCAGAUUUCAGCCAUGAGCUAUAAAGAGGUGUCAUGCCUGUGUUCUUUACAAUGUGCUUAUUGAAAUUCUUUUCCAUGUUCUUUUAUCAUAGUUUUUAAGAAAAGUAUUGGAUUUUUGGUGCACUUGAGAUUUCUGUUAAUCUUUUAAAUUCAUUAUUUGCCACAAAUUCCCUGGGAGAUUUUGAAAAUUUACUUCUUCAGUUCAGCUCUGCAUCUGAAAAUGAGAAGUAUUAGCCUCUUUUCUGGGGUUGGGGUUGGCAUUAAUAUAUAAAACAAGUGUUCCAUAACUUAUGCUUUUCUCCUAGCCAUGGAGUCUUGAUAGCACAAUUAGUGAAGAAAACAGGACUGCCAUUGAGAAGAUGUUGUUGGAAGAAGAGUAUCCUUUACUUAUUAAUCAGCAUGACAAAAUAGAAUCCUCACCCCAGUAAGAAAUUAAGCUGUAGUGCAGAAUUAUAAUCAAUCGGCUACACUUUGUGAUUAGAAAUUGCUCCCUGACUACCUGAUGGAAACUCUCAUUAAUCACCAAGGUGCCAGACAUCUCUGGCUUCUUUAACAAGAGAGCUUUGCUGUUUCUAUCCUUCUACUUGUGUCUGAUGAAUAAUUAAGGUCUGGUGAAUUAACAUGGCUCAGUCAGCAGGUUUUUGUGCCCCUUGAGUAGUCCUUUGUUAUUUAUUCGUUUUCAAUUACAGUCCAAUAAUAGCCUCAUUAUAACAAUACCAAUUUAUAAUACAAGUAUUAAUACCAAUCAUUCAAAUACCAAAUUAUGUAAUUUAGAUAAAGUGACCCUCCGCAUGCUAAAUUUGAUGAGUUUCUUUAUUUCUGCAUUCCAAAAUCUUAUUAGUUUCAGUAACAUUCCAGUCGUAAUAAUAAUCCCUUAUACAACAACUGCAAUAUUAAUAACUUCUAUUUGUGAUGACACAUUAAAUGAUUUAUAAAACUGCAGGUGAGGAACUCAGAACUAUAUCCUUGUUCUUCCUGUGUAUGGCAGUUAUUCUGUCCGUGGUUCUUCUUCCUGUCCUUGUAAGAUAUUAUGUCUUUCUUUUCCCCAAUUGUGGCUGUUAUCCAUCAUGCCUUGGGCAGAGCUGAUAUCCCAUUGUUGUUCCAGAAAUUUCUGCAUCGCUCCAUCCCGUUCUUCAUUGUUGUGCACCAAGAGCUUUAACAACUGCUGCAAAAGUUGCUCUGUCCCAGUAAAUAAACUGUUUGUCACCAUUUUUCCUCUCAGCCUGGAGAGUGGUCUGUCGAACUGCAGAUGACUCAAUAAAGAACCUUAUCAGUUCCUUGGCAGUUUGCAGACUCCUUUCACCCUUCCUUCCCACUGAAGAUAUAUGAGCAACUAUACGUCCAAUUAAAUUCCAAGCCCUCUUAGCGUUAUUCAGUUCACUUUGUAAAUAAUAAAGGCAUUAGAGGGUUUUCUGCAGGCAAAGUGCUUUUGUUCUCAGCGCCUCCCUGCCCCCCGCAUUCCAUGCCAGAGCGAGAGCCAGGUACCGAGACGAACGGCAAGUGAAGCCCAUUCCCCCCAUCCCUGGGCAGAAUUUGCAAGGAUGAUUACCCGUAAUCAUCCUUGUUUUUCAUUUGCCAACAAUAUCCUGAUGUCAUGGGGGCUGCCUUCAUUAAAGCAGAGCGCGGAAGCCCAAAAAAACCUUUCCAUGUGUUUAUUUCUUUGAAGUUAUCCCAAGACAAAUGUCUAAAAUAAGUUUCAGGAAAUUUUGCCCCUUUUGGUUUUUCUAUUGGUUUUCUUUUGUUUGUUUGUAAUUUUGUAAUCCCAAAACAGCUGAGCUUAGCUUGUAUUAAUUUAAGAACAGUGACCUAUUUCAAGAAACAGCUUUUAAAUUCUCAUGUUGAUAUUGUUGUUAUUUAAAUGGGCUUGUAACUUUUGAAAGAUCAGUUGCAAGGUUACUGUGGUGAGUGCUUGCUAUUUCUCUCUCUCUGUUCUUCCUCCAACCUGUUACUGAAAGUUGCACAGUUGGUAUCAAUUUUCUGGCUUUAAACUGUAAUCGUAGACAUGCUUAAUAGGGAGUAAGCCUCAUUGGACGUAGUUGGACUUACUUCUGACCUUUGUAUUUCUCUGCAUUAAAUAAUGUUCUACUAGUGUUUGCAGUUAGUUUAUAGCUAAUCCAUGUACUACAACUUACAAUCCAUUGGACUGCAGUUACAGAUUUUUGGUAUGAUAAAUUAUUAAUUAUGAAAACAGUAGCAUGCAAAGAACCUCAUUAACAGUACUUUAGAAAAUCCUUAAUGAAUUCCAGAUACUAUCUAUCUAGCAAAUCCCUUCCAGAAAAAAUUUGGCAUGAACUGAAGGAAAGUGAUAAAAAGUGCACAAAAAGGUAAUGUGGAGUGUAAUAUUUCAAAGAGGGGGGAAUUUGUGUUCAAAAGACUCGCCAUCUUUACAAACUUGGCUUUGUCUUGUUUUGCACUUUACAGCCACAAGAAAGAAGCAAAAGUAACGUAAGUACUUCUAAUGUCAUGGCUAAGUAUUAAGUGAUUGUACGGAAUAUCUGAAUACCUUUAGGACUCAUGUUGAUGCUUUUUUAAAAAAAAAAAAAACCCUGCAAAAAUUGCAUUUUUUACGCUGGUUUCUUUGUUGCAUACCCUGACGCUACCUCCCGCUUCUUUUAAAAAAUCUAGUUUUCUAUUUAGGCAGUUGACUAAAAUGCCUAUACCCAGUUUCGAAGUAUAUUUAUGUAUAUGUUAUUUCUAGUGAUUGAGGUUAAUUUUUUUUAAAAAAAAUGUAUGUUUAGAUACCGUUUCCUGGCAUCUUUUUGUUUUACACAAAGGCAUUUUGCUUUAUUUUUAUGUAAGGAUACGCUCACCUACAAAAUCAGCUAGUGGAUCGCUAAAGUGGACAGUGAAAGAAAAAGAACUAUUUGAACAAGGACUGGUAAAUAUUUCCUGUGGUUAAUGUUUUUAGUAGUAAAUGCCAUUAGAAGUGGAAAUCUCAAUGUUCUUCAGGUAAUUAAAAGUGUUUAAGAUACAGUUGUACUGUAUGGCAUGUUACUUGUUUUAAAAUGUAACAAAGUGUUAUACAGUGUACCUUUAGUGAAGAAUUUUAAUACUAAAAUAGUUUCAUGCUGGAUGAGAUUCCUAUGCAAGCCAACAUGAAUUUUUAGAUGAAGUGGAUUAUUCAUGUAUGGUAUUUGUGCCUAGCUACUUAAUGGGAUUUUUUUAGCCAAGGGCUCAGGUACUUUUCCUUUUCCUUCACUUUCUCAAAACUCUUAGCUGCUAUCUUAACACAUUUCUCUUGCUAAAAAGCUGCCCCAGAAUGGGAGAGAAAGAGGUUUUUAGUGAGCAAGUAACUUAGAUGGGGUAAAAAAAAGCAGUGGAAGCUUCAGAUGCUAUAAUAAAUUAAUUUGUUUUGACUUAAGAGCUGAAGUCAUGUUUAUUUUCCAUUAGGCUAAAUUUGGCAGAAGAUGGACAAAAAUUGCCAUGAUGAUUGGAAGUCGCAAUGUUCUCCAAGUAAAGAGCUUUGCCAGGCAGUACUUUAAGAACAAGGUAAACUUGAUAUAACAACUUUCAGUUGACAGAAUGACUUGGUAGCAAACCUUGCCAACAGAUAACUAAAAAAGGAUUACUUCGUUUGAACCUUGCUUUGUUAGUCUCCCACAGCAAAUGAUUUUUGCUUUCAUUUUUAAUUUCCUGUAAUAUUGACCGCCUGCAUUUUUCAAAAAGGGCUUUUAAAUUUGAUUAAACUUUAAGGGAUAACUCUACUGUUCUUUGUCCACUGUCGACAAAGAUCCACAGGGUUAUCCCCUAUCAACCUUGCUCACACAUGAGCAGCUGAGGUGCAUAAGAGGAGGACUCUUACCGUACAUCACCAUACUGUACUGCUAAAUUUACUUAAUAGAAGCUUCUUAAAGUCUGAAGCAAGAAGCACAUAUUUUUCUUUUCCACAGUCAAAAACAGCUGGAUAAGUUUUUAGCUGGCAAAUGCUAAGCUGUGAUAGAAAUUCAUAUUAUUAUUUGGUUUGAUAAGCUGUAUGUUUCCCUUGUGAAUGUCAUUAUCUGGUGAAUGUCAUUCAUCAAAAUCGGCAAAAUGAAAGGUCUUUUGCAAGAGGGCCCAGUUUUUAUUAAGAAAUUUAAGGAAACAACAAGCAAACAUGACUUAAAAUUAAUAAAUGUCUCUUUUUAACUACUGUUAUUCAUUUAGACUUUAUUACUUUGUCAUACUUAACUCAUUUUACUGUACUUCUCUGUUAAGGCAAAAACGGAUGGCUCAGAAAAAGUGGAACUGCAGCCGUAUGUCAAUGUUCCUCCUCCCAGCGUCAAUCAGGAUGAUGAAGGGAAGGUGGUGUCAUGGGCACUCUUAAGAGGUCGGGCAGACCCUAAUCUAAAUGCAGUGAAAAUUGAAAAAUUAUCAGAUGAUGAGGAAGUAGAUAUUACAGAUGAGGUGGAUGAGCUACUUUGCAAUGUACCUCAGCAAGAAGCUGGAAAGUCUGAUUUAUUAGAUAUUCCAAAAAGUCCAUCAGGCGAGAGCAGCUGGACAGAGCCUAUCUUGGAUUCUGCUGGACACAUGCCUUCAGUUCUGUUAACUUCAAGAUUAAUUCCAAAGCCAGAGCAGAGCACAGUUGAGAGUCUAGAGACUGCAAUGUCAUGCUCUGAGAACAGUGGUCAUGGAACCAUGGUUUCAGAAAAUCAGAAAUGUGAUGGGAAAGGAAUUUCUGAUGAUACAGAUUGGUUUCCUAAUCCAGAGAACUGCAGAGAACAGACAGACUUCACUGAAAACAGUCUUCUUUUCCAUCCUUCCAACCAACUGGAAGAGGAGAAUCAGAUAGAUGCAGAGGAGCUCAAGCCACCAGAUCAAGAAGUAGAAAUAGAUAGACAAACCGUACUAGAAGAAGAAAAGCAGGCAAUACCAGAAUUUUUUGUGGGACGACAAGCCAAAACACCUGAGCGUUACCUGAAAAUUAGAAACUAUAUUUUGGAUCAGUGGUAAGCAUUAUAAGCCUGUUGGAAAAUUAUACAGUAAGGGGAAUGUAUGCAAAGCAACGGUGUGGAUAUUUAAUAUCCUUUCUUUACGCAAUCCAUUUUCCAGACAAGUGAUAGCCAGUUCCUAUAUUGACUGCAGCUGGUUGAUUGUAUCUUCCUCCUUUGGAGCUUGACCAGGGUGGGUCAUUGGUUAGCUCAAAAUUACACAUGGUGUGUGUUGGCUUGCUUAGCCCCCAAAGUAGGGAACCUGCCAGACCCUCGUCAUUUAGCCCAUAAGGCUGUGUUGGCCAAGCCACACCCACAUGUCCUACACCUGAUGUCAUAUAUGAUGUCAUGUAUGAGGCAUGAAAAAAGCCCUGCACACAGCAAGACAAGGAAAGUAGCUGACUGUCGGGGCUCACAUAAUGCAUUGCCUUUACCUUCAUGGUUUGAUUUCAAAGCAUGUGGUCAAAAAUGGGACAUCUGACAUGAGGUGAUGGAUAGGUGGGCAGCUGUGCCCACUUGUUAAUACUUGGCCCAUGGGGGGUUGGGAGAUAAGGCUCUGGCUUAGCCCAUCAGAGACGAGUUCUGACCCAGGUGGGCAAAUCUCUGCAUGGGUGGAAUGGUUCAUGUUUAAUGAACUCUUACUACUCCCACUAAUGGGGUACAUCAAGAAAUAUCAAAUGCUGCUAACUUAAUUGCCCAGGUAAUGCUUUAUUUUAUCAUUUGUGGUGGUCUUUUAUUAUAGGGAAAGAAUCAAACCAAAAUAUCUGAACAAGACUUCAGUACGCCCAGGGCUGAAGAACUGUGGGGAUGUUAACUGUAUAGGACGGAUACACACAUACCUGGAGCUAAUAGGAGCAAUUAACUUUGGUUGUGGUAGGAAGAAAACUUCAGUCUGUUCAUUUAGUUUUAUAUUUUUAUUCUGCUUUUUCACAAGUCUCCAAAAUUGCUUGCAACGUUCAUCAGUUCUAUCAUAACACAUUUACUAUAUAGAAACUAAAACCAGAAAAUAAAUGGGCCAUGGAAAGUAUAUGGGGGCACAUUUAGAAACAUAUAUUUUAAAAUUCUGAACAGAAAGAGAUGGAAAACAUGACCAGUGUGGUUGUUGGUUGAGGCAGAAGUUAGUCCAGAAGGUGCCAUGUGGCAAUCCUUCACUUUCUCUUAAUUAUAAAUUUUACCCCAAAUAUUGUCCUUCUACGUUGUAGCCUAUAUACCUUUUUUAAAAAUGCGCUUAUGUAAAAAAAAGGGUGGGGAGGACUACUGUUUAAUAUUCCUGUUCUUUUGAGUCUCUUAUGGUUACCAUGGCUGUAGUGGUGUCUAGAAACAUGUGACUUUCUUGGACAGGUGAUGAUUAGUCUUCCUAAGUGUUAGAUCUGUUGCCAUGGCAGCAGACUGUGGCCAGCUAACCUCCUUUGACGGCCUGCAUAGAUGCUCAGAAUCUACAUGUAGUUUUGUUUUUGCGUCCAUUCCCCUCUGAUAGGCUUCAGAAACCCUUCCUUUCCCUCUUUUCUUACUCAAGUUCCUUGUCUGUGGGAAAGCUAGAACAAAAAGCAAAGCUUUAAGCUCAAACCUAUCCUCCAGUCAUGGUCAAAUGGAUCCCCCCAAGAACCACAGAAAGAAGUUGUACUGGGUCAGCCAAGAACUGAACAUAGCUGAAUGGACCAUAGUUGAAUGGCAAGGGGAAGCUCUGCCAUUAUGUGACCCAGUUUGCUUGUCACAUUAAGUAAUGCUUCUAAACAAACUAUGGUUUGAAUACUGUGAACAAGCAGCAUGCUAGUUCACACUGUGCAGAAGACUUACUAAACGUCCCUGAGGGACCCAGCCACCUGAUCUACACCAUUUGGGCCUAGCUUCAUUUUUGGAUAAAGCCAUUCAAUAUUUUUUCACAUUAAAAAAGGAGAACUCUUUGUCCUUUCUUUUCUUUCUUUUCUUUUAAAGCUUUGAGAAAUAAUUGGACCGGUACUAUAUAUUCAGUGAAUGGAAGCUAAGAGACACCUGCUGAAAUAGUGUAUCGUUCAAUAUGGCCUAAAUGCCACUGCCACCUGAUAUCAUUCAUGUUUUUUUCUCUUAAUUUUCCUUCUAGUGUUGUCUGUGUAGCUCCCUUGGCUUGGUUGGCUCAGGUGGCUAAACAUUAGAUGGCAUCAUUGUUUUGUUUGUGAGACACUUACUUAGUCAUGUCAUGACUUUCAUGUUGUGAAGAACAAUUUAAAAGAUUUAUCUUUAACUCUUGGUGAUUAGAAUUUAAAGACAUUCAAGAGUAAAGCCAUCAUUUGCUUGUGACAACCAGGUAGCUCACUUUUUAUGCAUCUGAGUUAGUUCUCUUGCUCAUUUCUACAGAGCAGGCGAUUUAUAAUAGACCACAGCAAGUUGACAAAAUUCGACCCAGAGAAGGCAAAGACACUAUAGAAGCAUAUCAGCUUGUGCAGCGUCUACAGUCUAUGGUAUGAUGGAAAUGUAAUUUAUGUGUCACAUUUCUUCUUUUACUGCCUUUUGAUCACAUUCCUGCAGUGUGUGACUAUAGUAUUGCUGAUUGGGAAGCCAACUAGAGUACCUUUUCUCACAAACAUUGCUUAGAUCUUUCAGGGCUAAAUAAAUUAUGUAUUGGAGUUCCGCACAUUCUACUAUUUUUGUAUGGGGCUUUUUAAAUUAUACAUUGCUUUCAGGAAAGAAUGUUUGUCAAAUACAUAAAAAGUGGCUCUUUGGAUCCAGUGCAUUUCAGUUCAUUGACUGAAACCAAAUAACCCGUCUUUUAAGAAAUCAAGUGAAUAGGAAAGAAAUGUAUAUGCAAGAUGUGUGUUUAUGUGUAUGUCCCGCAGCUGUAAUCAGACGCAUUUUUACUUUGAUUCAGCAUAUACUUUCAGGGGUUCUUAAAGCUCCACUGAGUAUCUCUACCAUAAGUAGAAACCUUCCAAAUGAUUGGUGCAUAGAAGCAGAAGUACUGGAUGCUGUGCUUUAUGGAGUGAAUAAUUGGCAGUGCUGGUUCUUUAAUUCUUAUAAAGCAUGUUUCUACGCUAUCUAUUGCCAGCUUGGAAUUGGCCCACAUCAUUUUGGAGUAUAAUAAUGCAACAUUCACUACGGGCCUAGGUGGCUGAUGGCUUGACCUUGACACAAGUUCAAAAAGUAGGUUCAGACCAGUCCAAGUAGACCAGUGAUCUGUAUUCAGAAGCUUAUUGUGAGCAUGCCAAUCCACAUUCUGCUACUCCACAACUAUAUGUGAAUUGCUUAUACAAAUACUGCUGACUUUAUGCCUUUGAACAGACCUGCACAUAUGUUUCUGUUUGCCACAGCGUACAAGGAGACGGCGCGUCAGAGACCCCUGGGGAAACUGGUGUGAUGCCAAAGAUUUGGAAGGACAGACUUUUGAGGUAACAUCACUUUUAAACUUUUCUGAUAUUUUUCAACUCCUUGUGAAAGUCAAGCUGUUCCUGCAGUGAUACGCUUUCAUUUAAUUAUGUGAGCUGUAACUGUAACCCACCCUUUGAGGUUUCAGGGUGGCUUACAAAAAUUUAAACUUGAGUAAAAAUAUUAAAAUAUUGCAAAAUAAAAGGAUAGAGGAUUGAGAAGUCAGGGGAAAUAAAAAAAACCUUUGCCUGAUGUCAAAAUCCCAUGAAGGUAAGAACUGCAUGAGCCUCUUUGGGUGAGCCCUAAAUCUGGUGCUGACCUCUGUCAUGUCCCCCAUUACUUGCCUUUUUAUAAACUAAAAAGUUCCACGUUUUGUAACCUUUCCUCUUAGGGAAGUUGCUCCAGCUCCUUGAUCAUUUUGUUAUUGUGUCCUAAAACAUGAUUCAAGAGCCAUUGACCUAAAGUUCAGAACCAGAGGUCAUCUAUGAAAUUUAUAUGCUGUAGGUUUAAAACAGGCAAAAGCAUGAUGUGCUGCAUGUAAUGUGUGGAAUAAACUGUUGCAGCAGUAGCAUAAGUAAAUAUAUCUAAAGUUCGUGAAUGAAAGGUCUUCAUGUAAAUAGGAGAUAAAAUACUUGGGUUUGGGACUUCUGUGUUUUGAACCAGCAUACUUCUUAAUGUCAAAUACCACUGAGAAGCCAUAUUUCCUGUUUCACGAGCUUCCCUAGAACAUCUAGUUGGCUACUCUGAGUGCUGAAGUAGGUGAACCUUUCAGUUUGACAUACUAUAGCUAUACAGUGGUCUUAACAGAAGCACCAUGUAGCAGGCUGGAAAGAAGUCCCUUGUCUAGAGGUGGAGUGACAAAAUCUUAUGCUGUUUCAUAGUUUGCUUGAACUUGGAACAGUAAAUGGGAAAGUGAAGGAAGUUCUUCCAGCUUUUUAUAAAAACAAACAAAACAGCUACUUUUGGUCUUGGUUCCCUGAGGCCCAUCUUAACAGUGACAGCAGCUGUGGGCACCUACUAAAUUCAGGACAACUGAGGUUCAUUGUGCUUAAGCCCAUUGAUUGAGCUUCAGGCUGUUUUAACUAAUCAAGAUGUUUUGUUUUUAGCACCUUUCUGCUGAGGAUCUAGCUAAGAGGAGAGAAGAGGAGAAGCUGAAACCACCAAAAGCAUCUAAAGGACAAAGGCAGCCCAAAAGGUUUACAUUUUUUGUAUAUGCCUACAACAUAUUUUAGAAAAAGUAGCUUAUGUUACUUUCAGUAUGAUUCCUGCUUAUCAGCACACUUACGUUGUACUACUUCACUGAGCCCAAAGCGCAGUUCACAAAUGCGGAGGUACUCCUGUGACUCUUAAAAACUACCAUAUAAGUCUACAAGUUCAAACAAUUUGCUAGUUUUGUAUAUAGUAAUUAAAACUUCAAUAGAAAAAAUGUGAUUUUUUUAAAAAAAUGAGUUUCCCCCUUUAUUAACUGUAUAUUUUCAGAGCAAUUUUCUUUCAUUUUAUAGUUCAUUUGAUCCCUUUCAGCUGAUCCCUUGCUGUUCCUUCACAGAAGAAAAACCAGUAAGUAUGAGUUAAUAAAUAAGCAAGAGCACACCUUUGUUUACUUAAGCAGGCUUUCCUUAUCAUUUUUAUCUUUUCAGGAACCAUUCCAAGUAAUGGUAGCUGCAGAGGCACUUCUCAUCAUGGAUUUGGUAAGAACUGUACUUUAUACCCACUUUCCUGAUUUGUUUGGGAAGGCUUGAUCCAUGCCAAAACCACAAUUACCCUCCAUAUUGCUGCUGUGAGACUACUGCUGUACCAUCUGCACCCUUUAACUGGCCAAGCUUUUUUUUCUGGCUUACCUAAGGCAUGGGUGAUGGCUGUAACAGCCCAUAAUUUCUUGUUUCUGUAGAAGAUGAUAACCCUGAGAAAAUCCUUAACCAGGUAUGGGAAUAAGCUGUCAUAAAUGUGAUGCUGCUACACAUUAUAAUGCUUCUUAUGAGCAUGGGUGAUUAGUCAUGCCAGAAGAGAAACUCAUAAUGUUAAUUACCUGCAAGGGAAAAGUAAAUUCUAUCUUUUAACACCUUUCUUGCUGAAAUGGGGGAAUAUUUGUACUUUUGCCUUUUUUAUCUGUUGUUGAUCCAUAAGUAACUGUUAGAGCCUCAAGGCCGCUAUUUAGUGCUUUUCCUACUAAGUAAAGGUGGCUGUGUAAUUUUUGAUCUUCACAGUCCCUUUUGGGAGCAACUGACUUGAUUUUUAUCAGCACUGGCCAUAAUGCCCAGGUAAUGACCUGGUUUAGCCCCAGGAAAAGGGAGGGAGUACAUAAAGCUCAUUCAUUCACAUAGCACUAAACCACAGUUUAGGGUUGGACCUAAGUGCAGCAUCUGUGUAAUUAUUGGUGGUAAAGCAGAGGUAUGAAGAGCUUUCAGGGUGUGGGUGGGCGGGGUUCUCAUACAUGGUUUCACUACAGAACUCUUCAAGAUAUCCAAAUGAUUUUUUCUUAUGUCUUUAGCAUGCCCAUGUUUCAAUGGCAGAAGUAAUAGGACUGCUAGGUGGAAGAUACUCUGAAACUGAUGGAAUAGUUGAAGUAAGUAUCAUGCAUGUUUAAAAUUCAGUAACAUGAGAGCAGGCCUUAUCUGGGAUGGCUCCCAGAAUGUGGAAUGCCCUUCGCCUCAGAAGAAUGGCUGGUGCUCACUGUAUUGCCCUUUCAGCACCAGCUAAGACCCAUCUACUUUUCCAAGGUUUUGUGGAAUUUUUUUUUUUUGAAACUACAGUAUUUUUAAAAACUUUCUUACUAUUUUUAUCUGGUUUAAUCUGCUCCUUUGGGACAUUAUUAUAAUAUUUAUGGUUUAAUAUGUUUGUAACCUGCAGUAAUAAACAUAAACACAAAACAGCCUUAAUCUAGUCUAGUGCAAUAGGCAUUAAACCAGCCUAUUACAAGGACCAGAUCUUAGUACCUGCUCAUGUGCCCAGAGGGAUUAGAGGGAAACAGGAUUUUCUUAUGAUUUAUGGGGGUAUCUUUGACCCCAGAGGCUAUUGCAACAUCCGUAUAUAAGCAUCCUUUAAGCAUCUUACUAUAUCCUUGUAAUACUUUUCCUGUAGUCAUUAUGGAAUUCAGGAUGCUGUUAGUUUUUUGAACAAUGGAGCAAUCCUACACCCAAGAAGCUGGUUCGAAGGAAGGUGGUGAAAAGUAUACCAGAUUUAAACUCUCUUCAGGAGCAGGGCUACAUAUGGCUAAGUUGGCUUAAGUGUAGCAGCGGGGAAACAAGCCUUUAAGAUAGUGUUUGAGUUCUAUCACCCUUUUUGCUGUCUUAACUGUAAUCUCUUGUCACGCCAGCCUAAGUUCAGCCAGGCUCUGGGGGGAAUAUGCCAGCGUAUGUAUUGCUGGACCACAAGGAUGAGGAGUUAUGUCAGCAUACCCUUGACUACCCUGAGAACCUCCUGGCUCAGGUGACGUUACGCUGGAUCCUAGCCCUGUUCAUCCCAGCAGAUCUUGCUCUGUCAGAUUGCUCCCUAUGUGUAUUGUCCUCAAGAAUCAAACACUACACCACCACUAAAUUGUAAGGCCUCCAAUCUGAUUGAUUUAUUACAGAUUUGCGCAGCAGAACCGUGCAAUAGCCUCAGUACAGGAUUGCAGUGUGAGAUGGACCCAGUAUCUCAAACACAGGCAUCGGAGACACUUGCUGCUAGAGGUUACAGUAUUAUUGGGUGGUAUCAUUCUCACCCUGCCUUUGACCCUAAUCCUUCGAUACGAGAUAUUGAUACGCAGGCAAAAUACCAGGUAACAACCCCCCCCCCCCGAUGUGUGUGUGUGUGUGUGUACAAGGGGACUGACUUUGCUUUAUUGAUGUUUAAUUUAAUAAUGUUGAGCAAAGGAAAACUAGAAAUGAUGUAAAUGGUAAUAUUUCAAAGUACUAUCCAAAUAAUUUAUUUACCCUUUACUUUAAAGUGACUACUUCUAAUUGUAAGAUGGGGGUUUUUCAGAAAGCAAGUUUGCAUUGCAUUCUUGAUUAUUUUCAUAGACACAAACUUAAAAAAAAUAAAAUUAUUGCCCUUUUAUAUUUUUCCAUACAGAGCUAUUUCUCCAGAGGUGGGUCAAUGUUUGUUGGUGUGAUCAUAAGUCCUUAUAAUCGAAAUAACCCUCUUCCGCAUUCCCAGAUUACUUGUCUGGUAAUCAGUGAUGAGACCAGUCCUGAUGGAUCGUAUCGUAAGUGUUUUAAAAAAAUUUUUCCUAAUGCCUAUUUGCUUCCUAUCUUCAUCAUUUAAGUUACAUUUUGAAAGAGGAAAAAUUUGGUGACUGGUAAGACAAGGGAAAUAAUAUAUAUAAUUUAAAAGAAAGAAUAAAUAUAAUACAAUAGGCUGCAGCCCUAACCCUGGUUACUUCCAAGUAAGUCCCAUUGGAUCCAGUAGGACUUCCUUCCAUGUAUACAUGGUUAGGAUUAGAAACUUUUGGAAUAUAAGAUUUGCACUGUAAAUAAUAUGGGGGUGUUUUACUGAACGGUGAUCAUAAUGUUGAUCCUCACAGUAAGAAAUCACUGCAUGUUUUAGGGGGUUGUGGUAAGGGUGUCUUUUAAGAAAUGAAACUAGCAAUAGCACAAGAUGAUCAGGAAUCAAGGAUUCAUUUGAAUCACUCGGUUAAGAAGAGAAAUGUUUUGGGGUGAUACACAACAUUAGAGUGGAAUUGUUGAGAUUAGUGAAUCUAAGUAAUUUAUGUUCACUGACUGCAAUGAAUCUACGCUACAGUAGAUGGAUAUUGCCUUCUGUGUGUAGCAUUCCAUGGCCUGGUUGGGAUGGAACAGUAGAAUCAGGAUUUAGGGGUUCAGAUUGCACAAAUUCCUCGCACCCACCUCAUGCAUGCAAAUUCCCCAACCCCCCUCUACCCAGAUGCUGAAAGGUCGAUUAAGAACGCUCCUGGGUUUGUUUUAACUAGAGUUAAUAAUGACCACUUGUAGAUAGAAGGGUCAGGUAGGGAAGGAAAUUCAUGCACACGGUGCGGGGGUGGAGGCAGCACGUAGAUUUGAGACUAUUCCCUGAACACUAGGUCCUGUUACAAUCAAUCUGGCCCAACUGUUUAACCUUGUGCUCCUCGUUUCUACUUGUAUACAACUUUCCUCUAUGCUGCAAAUUGCUUAUCCUAUAAGUGGGGGGGGGGGGCCCUCAUCAGUAUCCAUGAAACGUCUGAGAGUCUAUAAGUAUAGGAAUCACUUUUUUCUGAAUUUGAAUAAUCUAGUUAAACCUGAAUCUUAGAAAAUACUAUUAUUCACAAAGCAAUGUUGAUAAAUGUGAGGAAAAAAAUCUUUUAAAAAUAGAAACCUGAUCAUAUGGAAUAGGGUGAAAAUCUAAAAGUGCCAAAGUUAGUCUUUAAUCUCUCAGUGACAAAGCCGAUCUUGAAAUCUCUCUUUUGAUAUUAUCAUUAAUACUUUCCUUAGCAGAUAUCCUGAGCAUGAGGACAAUUGCAGUUUGAAUAAAUGAAAAUGCAGAUUUAUCUUGCUGUGGAAAGAGGGGGAGGAAAAAAAGUAUUGUCAAUUUCAGCCAUUGAAGGUUUACAUGUGCAAAAUGUUGUGCAUAUGAGAGAGAGAGAGAAGCAGCCUAGUGCUCUCCAGAUACAUUGAACUACAACUCCUAUCAGCCCUGGAGUAAUGGAAGUUAUAGUACAAAACAUAUGGAGGGCACCCAGUUGGGGGAGCCUGGCUUAAACAGAACAUUUGUCAUGUGAUACAGGACCAGAAAUAGAAGUCCAGAGCACUUUGAAUGAACAGGAGUUGUCCCGUGCUUCAGAUCAGUCUAACUUUGCAUUCAAACAAAUAUUUCUCCUUCACAAAAUAUUGCUGUUAAACCUAAUUCUGGGAUUGAAGCUACUUCAGGCUACAACUAGGCUAAAUGGGCUCACUCUUGACGGUACAUUGCUGUUUUAUGUGCGCAUAUUUUUGCUCUUCCCAGGGAUGUAAGAUACGCAUGUCAAAAAGUAGGAAGUGUAAUAUUCCAUGCAUAAUAUGUUUUAAUGGCUUGCAGGCCUGCCAUACAAGUUUGAAGUGGGACAGAUGUUGGAAGAACCUAAAUGGGAAUUAGUACUGGAAAAAACACGAUGGAUAAUUGAAAAAUACAGGAUGUCUCAUAGGUGUGUGGCUGCUUGCAUUUCAGAAUCUUGUAGUAAGCCAGUUCCAAAUUACUGUGUUUGCAUUUCAAUAGAGAAUGUUUUUAUAUAUCGACUGAUACAGUGUUGUCAUAUUUUUCCAACAGCUGGGUGCCCAUGGAUAAAAUCUUCCAUAGAGAUUCCGAUUUGACCUGUCUGCAGAAGGUAAUAAUUGUAAAUAUAUUUGCUUCUUGCCUAUAAAUACCUAAAGAAGCCUAAUCUUGUCUACUUAUAAUAGAAAUCUUAAAUAUUUGUGGAACUGGGUUGGAAGCAACAGGCAUAUGCAAAAGCUACCCAAAUGUAACUAAUGUUUGUUGGCUACUAAUGUUUUGUGUUUUCCUUCAGGGUAGCUUGUUGUUUUGGUUUUUGCAAAUGGAUUUCAAAAUGUUUUCAUAAAAAUGUCUUUUGAUUUAAUUGUUACAUUUGAGGAUGGGCUACAGAGUAGGAUGUUUUCCUGUCAUGGGCAUCAUGGAGUGGGUGUCUUACAUAGGCAGUGAAAAACAAAUUUUAGAUGGUGCUGUGCGGAAUUGUUUUUCUUGAACUGUAGAUAGAGAUAUCCACAAAUUAGAGGGGUUCUUUUGCUUUGGUCACUUUUGCAUGGAUUUUGGUAAAGGAUACGUAUAGAGUUAUGAACGUUUGUGACAAGUUGCACAUAUAAUAAUACAUGUUAGUAAAUUUUAAAGUUCAAAUGUGUUAACACACUGUGGGAUUAUUCACUGCUUUGACAGUUCUUUGAACAGAAGCCAGCUAUUGAAUGAAUGAAAGAUCUGUGUAAGUGGUCAGAUACAGUUCAGUUAGUGCUAACAUAUAUAAAGUAAGUCCUCAGGGUAUUUGGAUUAAGGAAUACCAAUAGAUUUGUGAUGGCUUUUCUUCCUAAAUGUUGCUUCAAUGCUGGUUUGUUUGUUUUUUCUUCAAUCUGAAACUAGUUGUUGGAGUGUAUGAGGAAGACUCUAGGCAAUGUGGCAAAUAGUUUCAUCGCUGAAGAAUUCCUGGCACAGCUAGAAAACUUAUUCCUUUCAACAUACAAUAGUGAGAAAUGGAAUGAUACUACUGAAGAAAAUAGCAUGUGUCCAAAUGACCUGCCAAUAUGAUAGUGCUGAAAAGAAUAAAUGCUCACUUUAUUAUAAAGUGUCCAUUCUUGAACAUGACAGCAUCCACUGCGGGUCAAGAAAAUGACUGUUACUGAAAGACAGUGUGAAACAAUCAUGACAAACUAUCUGAUCUCUGACAUAACUUCUAAUCUUCUGAAAUUAUGGUUGUGUUGCAAAGAGAUGAAUGAACUUGGCAGUCCACCACUUGGAUAAAACAGUUGCACCAUUUGUUGCCCCAAAUAGCUGAAGUGAUAGUGUUCUGCUUGGACCAAGAGCUAUUAGAAAUUUGAUGUUAGCAUAAAUUAGUUAUAUUGCCUACUUUGUGCCAUUUUAGGGAACACCCCUGUGUUAUACAUUUCAAUGUCUAAUGUAUCUGCAAGCACAUUUUGUCCAGUGGAUAAACUGAGUUGUAUUGCAUAUUGCUGAAAUCGGGAAAGGAUGGAAAACCACAAGACAACAAGGAUAUGAUUUCUCAUUGAGCAUCUCAGCCUUGAGUUUCUCACUUGAUGCGUGCCCAGCCCAUUCAAGAGGCUUACUGCUUUCAACAGAAGUCUGCAGUAGCAAAACAAUAUUGGACUAAUAAAUCCUUCAUAUCAAAUUCUUCUAUCCAGAUUAAUUGUAUAGAUUUGCAGAGUUUGGGUGGCCUUGUUCAUUUCUCAACAACUAGGGAAAGAAGGCUGAGCCUUUCCAAACAGAAAUUAUGAAUUGUGCUUAAAACAUUCCCUUGACCCUUGGGUAUCACAACUCAGAAUAUGUACUAAAUAUGAAAGACAUACAAAGGAGUAAGAAAUUUUCUGAAGGAUUAUAUAACUUUAUUCUUGAAUCCCAGGUGGACUUUUUUUUUAUUUUUACCCUGUGGAAGUUAUGGAUGAAUGUGCAACAUGUUCCACUUUAGCCCCUUUAGUUCAGUAUUAGAAUAUAUUUAACUCAGUAAUCAUCUGCAUGCAAGGGACCCUGUAUCAUAGUGCACUAGGUGUAUUCGCAUUGCUUUUGAAAUAUUACCUGUUACUUGACUCCUUAGACCAUUACGACUUCCAAGUUGCAUGUGAUCCAAUGUCUCAUCUUCCCCAUUGAAAUUCUAGCAUAUUGCUAAAUAAUAUCUGGGAAUUCCUCUGGAUUGGAAUAUCCAAAACCAUAGUUUGUUUUACAGAGUUAUGUGAUAAUCAUAUUGCAGCUUCUAAAUUUUAUUGUUUACAUCCUUAUUGUAAAUCUGCAUAUUGCCAUAUGACAGCAAUGUAAAUAUUGUAUAUUUGUACAGAAGAGAAUUACUGGACUAUUUGACCCUCAUAUAAAAGCACAAUACAGGUAUAUUUGCCCGUGAUGUCUUUAUCAGGAAUUGAGAAGGAUUUUAUCAUUAAAACAAUGCAAAGAACUCUUCUUGCUCACAUUGCCCCUUCAAUAAAUUGUGUGAAGAUGAUUUCAAUGUUGUUUGGCUUCAAAUUAGUAUUUCUGUACAU